CCAAGGGGUUGGGGGGCAGGGAGCGCCGCGCGCCAGCAGGUGGGCGCGUCCUCUCGCGCGCGUGCGCGCCCCGUGCCUUCUCCCUCACGUUCCCCGCGCGCCGCGUCCUCUUCCCGCCGGGAGCGCGCCCCCUCCCGCUCUCGCGCCGGGACUGUCUCGGCUUCUCAGAGCCGCACGCUCAGUGGAGCUCCCGCCACUGCCGUCGCCUCGGCCCCUCGGUGCCGCGUCCCAGGCCUCCUCCCUUCCUCCGCCACUCCCUUUCCCUUUCCCGCCCUUCUCUCUCACACGGUCCGCGGAGAGAGCCUGGAUACGAAGCAGGCGGACGUGAGAAGGGGGUUGGAAAAAUGGAGGUGCCGCGCCUGGAUCAUGCCCUUAGCAGCCCCACCAGCCCCUGUGAGGAGGUGAUCAAAAACCUCAGCCUGGAGGCCAUUCAGCUGUGCGACCGGGACGCAUCCUUGAAUUGACCUGUUUGAGAAACUUCUACAAAAGAAACAAAUCACAAGACAGUGGCAUAGCAGAGAUGGAAGAACUUCCCGUACCACAUAACAUCAAAAUAAGCAACAUUACGUGUGACUCAUUCAAGAUUUCAUGGGAAAUGGAUUCAAAAUCAAAAGACCGUAUUACACACUAUUUCAUUGACCUCAAUAAGAAAGAGAACAAGAACUCCAAUAAAUUUAAACACAAGGAUGUUCCAACAAAACUGGUGGCAAAAGCUGUUCCCUUGCCGAUGACUGUCCGUGGACACUGGUUUUUGAGCCCAAGAACUGAGUAUACAGUAGCAGUGCAGACCGCCUCAAAACAAGUUGAUGGUGAUUAUGUUGUGUCUGAAUGGAGUGAAAUUAUAGAAUUCUGCACAGCAGACUAUUCAAAAGUUCAUCUAACACAACUGUUGGAGAAGGCCGAAGUGAUUGCAGGACGGAUGCUUAAAUUUUCUGUUUUUUAUCGUAACCAGCACAAAGAAUAUUUUGACUAUAUUCGAGAACAUCAUGGGAAUGCUAUGCAGCCCUCUGUCAAGGAUAACAGUGGUAGCCAUGGCUCUCCUAUCAGUGGAAAAUUAGAAGGCAUCUUCUUCAGCUGCAGCACUGAAUUCAAUACUGGGAAGCCACCCCAGGAUUCACCUUAUGGAAGAUACAGGUUUGAGAUUACAGCAGAAAAACUUUUUAACCCCAAUACUAACUUAUACUUUGGGGACUUCUACUGUAUGUACACUGCUUAUCAUUAUGUGAUUCUUGUCAUUGCCCCUGUGGGAUCACCAGGAGAUGAAUUUUGUAAGCAGCGCCUUCCUCAACUAAAUUCCAAGGAUAAUAAAUUUUUGACCUGCAGAGAAGAAGAUGGGAUGCUGGUUUACCACCAUGCCCAGGAUGUCAUUUUAGAAGUCAUUUACACUGACCCUGUGGAUCUUUCUCUAGGCACUGUGGCAGAAAUCACUGGUCAUCAGCUUAUGAGUUUAUCUACUGCAAAUGCAAAGAAAGAUCCCAGCUGCAAAACCUGUAAUAUUAGUGUUGGACGUUAAUGCCCACUUUUCUUAGUCCCCUUUCUUCCCUUAGGAGCACUGAUCCUCUGUUGUCCAUUUUCAUCACCAGAUGUCUUCCACUGAAGCAUGCACAUGCCGCUCUCACCAAAAGCAAACUGCCACUUAUCAAAUUUCAUUCAGAGCUGUUUUAGUGUUUCCUAUUCCCUACCCUUCCCCCUCCUUUCAAUGCCGAAAUAUCCUAAGUUGUC
Molecule: messenger RNA, 1722 nt
Organism: Globicephala melas (long-finned pilot whale)
Lineage: Eukaryota; Metazoa; Chordata; Mammalia; Artiodactyla; Delphinidae
Gene: PHYHIPL
Product: phytanoyl-CoA 2-hydroxylase interacting protein like
Cellular component (GO): cytoplasm
Molecular function (GO): protein binding
Source: RefSeq, a predicted model, not a curated record